Molecule: messenger RNA, 14764 nt
Organism: Callithrix jacchus (white-tufted-ear marmoset)
Lineage: Eukaryota; Metazoa; Chordata; Mammalia; Primates; Cebidae
Gene: CDH9
Product: cadherin 9
Biological process (GO): calcium-dependent cell-cell adhesion; multicellular organism development; homophilic cell-cell adhesion
Cellular component (GO): adherens junction; plasma membrane; catenin complex
Molecular function (GO): beta-catenin binding; calcium ion binding; cadherin binding
Source: RefSeq, a predicted model, not a curated record
UUUCUCUUAUGUGGGGUCUUUGACAAAGCCCUCCUGUCUGAGUCCUCCCACUUCAUUCGCUUUCAAAUCACUGUGCCCAAAGAGGUCUUCACUCCCCCAAGCCCAAACCUGGAGCCCUGCAGCGCCAUCAGCGGCAGUAUCUUCCUAUUUGAGGGACGUCUCUUAUUAAUCAGAAACGCUGAAUGGAAACCAAUCAGAUAGAGAGUUCCUUUGGCUUCAGCUUCCUGCCUGUCUGAGUUAAAAGUGAUGCUCGAAGAGAAAGCCACACUGAGAUGCAUGAAGAUUCAGCUGUGAAGAUACUAUAAAAAGAGAAGAGAAGGACCGAGACAGAAGCAACAACGGAAUUGUCAGUGCUGAGUAGUGCUAAACUCCGUUCCAUUGUUAAGCAAGGAAAAACAAACAAUACAUUGAACUUGACAACCCACCGAAGUCGAAGAUAAUGAGGACUUACCAUUGUAUACCAUUAUUCAUCUGGACCUAUAUAUACCAUACAGUUGACACCAUCCUAUUACAAGAAAAAGCUAAUGGUUAUUUAUCAAGCAAAAAGAUAGUGGGUCUGACAAAAGAUGAUGGUAAAAUGCUACGUCGCACCAAGCGUGGCUGGAUGUGGAAUCAGUUCUUCUUAUUGGAAGAGUACACAGGUACUGACACACAAUAUGUAGGCAAGCUUCACACUGACCAAGAUAAAGGCGAUGGAAAUUUAAAAUACAUACUAACAGGAGAUGGGGCUGGCAGUCUAUUUGUUAUAGAUGAAAAUACAGGAGACAUUCAUGCUGCAAAGAAACUAGACAGAGAAGAAAAAUCUCUGUACAUUCUUCGUGCCAAGGCAAUAGACAGAAAAACUGGACGGCAGGUGGAACCGGAAUCGGAAUUUAUCAUUAAAAUUCAUGAUAUCAAUGACAAUGAGCCAAAAUUUACAAAAGACUUAUACACUGCCAGUGUUCCUGAAAUGUCUGGAGUUGGUACAUCUGUUAUACAAGUGACAGCAACUGAUGCAGAUGAUGCCAACUAUGGAAAUAGUGCCAAAGUGGUCUAUAGCAUAUUGCAAGGACAGCCAUAUUUUUCAGUGGACCCAGAAUCAGGUAUAAUAAAAACUGCAUUACCAGACAUGAGCAGAGAAAAUAGAGAGCAGUACCAGGUUGUUAUACAGGCCAAAGACAUGGGCGGCCAGAUGGGAGGCCUUUCUGGAACCACCACUGUCAACAUCACACUGACAGAUGUCAACAACAAUCCUCCUCGAUUUCCACAGAGUACGUAUCAAUUUAAUUCUCCUGAGUCUGUACCUCUUGGAACUCAUCUUGGAAGGAUAAAAGCCAAUGACCCUGAUGUGGGGCAAAAUGCAGAGAUGGAAUAUAGCAUUGCUGAAGGAGAUGGUGCAGACAUGUUCGAUGUCAUCACUGACAAGGACACACAGGAAGGGAUUAUAACUGUCAAACAGAAUUUAGAUUUUGAAAAUAAAAUGCUCUACACUUUAAGAGUGGACGCCAGCAACACUCACCCUGAUCCACGAUUCUUAUACCUGGGACCUUUCAAAGACACGGCUGUGGUCAAAAUAUCUGUGGAAGAUAUAGAUGAGCCUCCUGUGUUCAGUAAAGUCUCUUAUUUGAUAGAAGUAGAUGAAGAUGUAAAGGAGGGCAGCAUCAUUGGACAGGUUACAGCGUAUGACCCAGAUGUCAGGAACAAUUUAAUAAAAUACUCUGUUGAUCGGCAUACUGAUAUGGACCGUAUUUUCGGCAUCCACUCAGAAAAUGGCUCUAUUUUCACUUUGAAAGCCCUUGACCGGGAAUCAUCUCCUUGGCAUAACAUCACUGUUACAGCCACAGAAAUAAAUAACCCAAAACAAAGUAGCCACAUUCCGGUCUUCAUCAGAAUUCUAGAUAUAAAUGACCAUGCUCCGGAAUUUGCCAUGUAUUAUGAAACAUUUGUUUGUGAAAAUGCAAAACCUGGGCAGUUGAUUCAGACUGUCAGUGUCAUGGAUAAAGAUGACCCACCCCGAGGUCACAAAUUCUUCUUUGAACCAGUGCCAGAAUUUACUCUCAAUCCGAAUUUCACCAUUGUAGAUAAUAAAGAUAAUACGGCAGGGAUCAUGACUCGAAAAGAUGGCUACAGUCGCAACAAAAUGAGCACCUACCUACUGCCCAUUUUAAUAUUUGACAACGAUUAUCCGAUUCAAAGCAGCACUGGCACACUCACAAUUCGUGUGUGUGCCUGCGAUAGUCAAGGAAACAUGCAAUCCUGCACUGCAGAAGCCCUGAUUCUCUCAGCCGGCCUGAGCACCGGAGCUCUCGUCGCGAUUCUGCUCUGUGUCCUCAUACUGCUUAUUUUAGUCGUGCUGUUUGCUGCAUUGAAGAGACAAAGAAAAAAGGAACCCCUGAUAAUUUCAAAAGACGACGUCCGGGACAACGUUGUGACCUACAAUGAUGAAGGCGGCGGGGAAGAAGAUACCCAAGCUUUUGACAUUGGCAAGUUAAGGAAUCCAGAGGCGAGAGAAGACAGUAAACUUAGACGGGAUGUAAUGCCCGAAACGAUUUUUCAGAUCAGGAGAACUGUGCCUCUGUGGGAAAAUAUUGAUGUACAAGAUUUUAUCCAUCGAAGAUUAAAAGAAAAUGACGCAGACCCAAGUGCACCUCCGUACGAUUCACUGGCAACGUAUGCCUAUGAAGGGAAUGAUUCCAUAGCAGAUUCACUCAGUUCUUUAGAAUCUCUCACAGUUGAUUGUAACCAAGAUUAUGAUUACCUCAGUGACUGGGGGCCUCGUUUUAAAAAACUUGCUGAUAUGUACGGGGGUGAUGAUAGUGACCGAGACUAAGAGGAUUGUUUGACUUGGUCAAUAUUAGUGGAAGUACUAUGUUAUUAGCUUGAGUGGCCUGAAUUAUCACUCUGGAAGGAAAUUUGUCAAAAAAUUGAAAUUACAAACAAUACAUAGGUGUUGUCUUAGUAGGGACUUGCUUAAUCAGUAAGUAUUCGUGAAUGAAUAUGAAUGACAUAGAUUUUUUAAAAAGUAAUAACCAGUUCACCCUCUUUGCCUAACAAUCUCGGAAGGAAAGUAUAUCACAUCAAUAAUCAAUAAAAAUAUUUAAAAGGCUUUUUGUGCCUUUUCUUAGGUAUAAUAAUUUAUAAAUGUUUUCUUAACUGACUUUCAGUCACCUUUACUAUUAAACUAAAGAUUGUGCAAAUGCUUUGUAAAUUAAUAUGAAAAAGAUAUAACCCUAAUGAAAUAGGAAUGACUAUUACUGCCAUAUUUAUUUAGUUGAAGAAUGUCUGUGUUAAUUCAUUCAUAUUUUUAUAAAUGUAUAUUUAUAUUUUUGUAUUUUUAUGAAAUAAACUAGUAUUUAUAAAAUACAUUUCAUUUUAUUUAAUUCCUAGAGACAGCUUUGAUCUCAUUUGUAACAAAAUGUUUUACACUUUCAAAUGUAAAACAUGAUUCACUCAGGGAAUAAGCAGUUCAGCAACUACUGCAUGAAUUUGGACCUACAAUGUAGUGAAAGUAUAAAAUAACUUGGUACAAAUUUUUCCAUUUCAGUCACUUAAAUAUGGACUAAUGUUUAUAGGACCACUGAUGUCUAAUUAUCAAUAGAGUAUGAGAAACAUUUGGAAUAUAAAAUAUUAUAUGUGUAUAUAUAUAUAUAUAUAUAUAUAUAUAUAUAUAGUUGUGGAUAAUAAAUUUUGUUUUUAUGCAAGUCUUUACUAUGGGAUCAACCAGUGAACUAUAUUUGAGAGUAAAUGAAGUGUGUGCCAGUAAUGUUAUGUAAAUAUGGAAAAAAUCUAAAUCGAUCUUAUUUCAUUAAUAGUAUACUUUUCAAAAUGAGAAAUCAUAGUUCUGAGUUUUUUUUUUCUUCAUGAUGAGACAAUUCAUGGGAUAUGUGCUCAGCUGUGGGUAACAUGUUUAAAACGUGUAUUGAAUACUAGAGAGUUUGUUUUUAAAUUUAUUAUAUUGUUGAGGAAAUUCCAAGUCAUCAUAUUUGAGAAAAUUUUGAAAGUGCUAUGGAAAAGUAGAGAAAAGAAACCUAAAAGAAUGUGAUGGCUUACUAAUCAUUGUGAUUGUCCAGAAAACAGAAUAUAGGCACCUCAAAGCAUGGGGGAGAAGAAGAGAUGGGAAUCUUAACCAUCAUCUGCAAAUGUUUGAAAGAUUGCCAUGUAUAAACCGGCCCUGAUUUGGCCUAAAUUUAAACCCAGAAAUGGGAACUUCACAGAGAGAUUGCACGUUAUCUAUUUUCUGUGCCGAGAAUUAACCUUUAUUCUUCUUUAAUUAUUCAUCCUUUAAGCAGCUAAUGCCAUGCUCACUGUGAAUCCUAGGUGGAAUUCAGAGAGGAGAAAUUUAACUUUGUCUAGUUUGUUACCAAGAGAUUUUUAAGGAGCAAAUACCAAAUUAUAAACACGUACUUAUUUGUUGUAUAUCACUAAGCUUUUGCAGACCAAGACUAACUCUAGAACUUUACCUUCAAUAGCUAACACAUAUUAAGGAUUUAACUUAAUGCUAAGAAAAAAAAUUAAGAAUUAAGAAUUAUUUGAAAUGUUUCUGCUGAUCACAAUCACAAAGAAAACAGAAAGAUUUUAGUUUUAGUUUUAAUUUAGAUAAUUUUAGUUUUUCCUUAGAAAAUAAUUAGUUUCCCCAUUGCCAAAGCUCAUCCAUCAUAGAUCAGACAAAUAUCUGAAUAGGAUAUAUAGAGGGGCUUGAGGUAAUUAAAAAACAAGUUAGGCAUCUAGCAAGCCCCUUAUAAUCACUUUAUUCUAUAAUCACUAGAAGGUUAAGUAACAAUAAGUAAAUCAAAUUCUAAGAAGACCUAUACUGACUGUACAUGUAGUGGCUGUUUAAAAAAAGAUGACAUUAUGUGGCAGGAGAGAUGAAGAAAUUGGUAAUUAUGUAGCUUGCCUGGGCUUACCAUGCUAGAAAUACUAAGAGCACUGCAAUGAACCAAGCUACCUACAAGCUAUAGAUCUACAAUUGAUACGAAAGAGUCAUAUCGUCAUUAGAUAGAAUAAGGCAUUAAAUUUUUUAGCUUGUGAAAUAUUGUUUGGAUGUUUUUUUUUUUUUUGACAAAUAAUGAAGUUAGUUUCAAAGUUCUCCCUUUCUUUGAUUUGUGAAAUGGCUGACCUAUGGUAGUUUUUGUAAGAAGGACAGAGCUAGCAGAAUUAAUAUUAACUGGUAUAUGUGUGUUUUUCUAAACCUGACUUAAACACCAUGAAUCAGAAGAUCUGAUCGAAUGAAGGAAAUUAACAGAUCUGUAUAAUAUUAAUACUUUCUAUACUUUUAUAAUAGUCUAUGAAAUAUCCAUAGUAGGGGAAAUGCAUUUAGAAGCCAGAUGGACAAGAUUUUGUUAUUUUCUUACUAGCUAACUAAAUGAAUCACUGAAAUUCUUCAGAAAAACAGACAUCAUAAUAUUCACCCUAUUGGAUUGGGAAUUUAUUUUACUAGAUGCACACAAUAUCCUCAGUAAGAUUAGUUUCUAUUACUUUAUUCUCAUGAACUAUGGGGUUGGUAAAAUUUGAAGAUAAUUUAUUCUUAAUGUGUACUUACCAAACUAAAUUAAUUAGCUCUGAUUAUUUCAAACUAAAAUAGAAUUAAAUUAAAAUCAAUUGAGUAACCAUUAUCCCAAAUAUAAUUAAACUUAAUUUCAUUGUUUUAUUUAGAAAGUUCAAUAAUUUUCAGAAUAUGUCUAUAUAUAUAUCUGAAUUUCUGUCAGUAUGAAUAACCUAUCUACACUAUUUGAAUUUUAAUACACAGCCUGGAUAUUGUUCCAUUCAAUUUUGCUUUCAGGCACGUUGAAUCAAUUCCAAUAACUUAAAUACUAAAUUCAGUAAAGAAAAUAAAAUAGUAUUAACAAUAAAAGCAAGCAAACAAAAACAAAAAACAAUAUCUCACCUUAAUCAUCGGUGGAUAUUGAUCAUUCCUUUCACUUUGGCACAAGUAUCAUAAUUGGCCUUUAGGAUUCUUUAUUCUGUUGGUUGUUCUUUAACCUUACUCUGUCUUUGUUACUGGUUCUUUCUCUUCUUUUCUAGCUCUUUAUUUUAGAGUUACCCAGUUUCUUCCUUUCUAGUUAAAUGCAGGUCCUCAGUAUUCUUAUCAAUUUUCCAGUUAUUAUACAUGUCCGUAUCUAUAUCUACAUAAGAUAUAGAUUGAAAAUACAUGAUUUUAUACCUCCCACCUUCACUUCUUUCUAAUAAUCCAAACAUAUACCUAACUAUUCUAAAUUUCUGCUUGAAUAGAUAUGCCAAAAGUAACGUGUCCAAAUUUUAACUACUAAUUUCCACUCCAAUCUUUCCUCAGCUUGUCCGAUCUCAGUUAAUGAAAACUCUGUCCUUCUACUUGUCCAGGCCGUAAACCAAGCAAUGAAUCUUCAUUCAUCUCAUUCUGUUAUCCUCCGUUACCUAAUACUUUAAAAGAUCCUACUAAUGAUGCCUUUAAAAUGUAACUGGUAUACAAAGACUUUUCAUCACAUCUCCUGCUGGUCUAAUACUCAUACUUGGAUUACUGCAACAUGCUUCUAAGUGUUUCUUCUCACUAGCUUCUCUUCCUGCCUUCUAUUUCCAACCCGAUACAGAGCAGGUAUGCUUCUUUAUUUAACUAGUUAAAUUUAGAUGUGUCACUUCUCUUUUUAGAACUUACCAGUUGUUCAUUUACAGUGAGAGGCAGUUCUCAUAGUGGCCUCUAAAGACUCGUCAGAUAAGACUCCUAUUAUUUAUCUAAUAAAUUAUUCUUAUUUCUUUCAUUCAUUUCAAUUCAACUAUUCUGGAAUCCUUGUUUCUCCUCAAAACUGGCAAGCGUUUCUUUCCAUUUGACUGACUAAUCAUUUUCUUUGGAGUAAUCUUUCCCCAGAUAGCCACAAAGUUAACUUAGUAACUACCUUCAAGUCCAUUUUUAAAUGUGACCUUCUUAGUGAGAAACAUAUUGGCUGAUCUAUUUAAAAUCACAGUCCUCCACACCCAUUUCUCCUUUCUCUAUUUUUAAAAAUACACAUUUGCCACAGCACAUUUUACCAAUCAACCUGAUAUAUAAUUUGUUUAUUCUUUUACUUUUUGUCUCUCUACUUCUACUAGAAUGCUUGAUUUCUUUGGACAAUAAAUUUUACCUAUCUUAUUCAUUAAAGUAUCUCAGGUGCCCAGAUUGUUGUCUCAUACCUUGUCUGCAUGCAGCAAAUACUUGACGAAUACUGAAUAAAAUGCUUAAUAUUUAUAUAUGAGCAUUUUAAAAAUUUUGUAGAAUAUUAUAAAUACAUGGGAGUUUAAAAAAAAAUGUGGCUGGGCAUGGUGGUUCAUGCCUGUAAUACCAGCACUAUGGGAGACAGAGGUGGUAGGAUUGCUGAGGUCAGGAGUUCGAGAUCAGUCAGGGCAACACAGAGGAAAAUCUGUUUCUAAAGAAUUUAUAUAUAUAUAUAUAUAUAUAUAUAUACACACACAUAUAUAUAUUUAUGUAUAUAAAUAUAUGUUUAUAUAUAAAUAUAUAUAUAUACAUAUAUAUAUAUUUUAUUGUACUUUAGGUUCUGGGGUACAUGUACAGAUCAUGCAGGACUGUUGCAUAGAUACACACAAUGUGGUUUGCUGCCUCUAUCUCCCUGUCACCUAUAUCUUGCAUUUAUCCCCAUGUUAUACCUCCCCAACCUUCUUAACCCCCACUGUCUGUCCCCUCACUAGACCCCCCCAACAGACCCCAGUGUGUGAUGCUCCCCACCCUGUGUCCAUGUGUUCUCAUUGUUCAUCACCCACCUAUGAGCGAGUGUGGUGUUUGAUUUUCUGUUCUUGUGUCAGUUUGCUGAGAAUGAUGGUUUCCAGAUUCAUCCUUGUCGCUACAAAGGACACGUACUCAUCGUUUUUUAUGGUUGCAUAGUAUUCCAUGGUGUAUGUGCCACAUUUUCCUUGUCCAGUCUAUCAUUGAUGGGCAUUUGGGUUGGUUCCAGGUUUUUACUGUUGUAAACAGUGCCACAAUGAACAUAUGUGUGCAUGUGUCUUUAUAAUAGAACAAUUUAUAAUCCUUUGUAUAUGUACCCAGUAAUGGGAUUGCUGAGUCAAAUGGAAUUUCUAUUUCUAGGUCACUGAGGAAUUGCCACACUGUCUUCCACAAUGGUUGAACUAAUUUGCACUCCCACCAACAGUGUAAAAGUGUUCCUAUUUCUCCACAUCUUCUCCAGCAUCUGUUGUGUCCAGAUUUUUUUAAUGAUCACCAUUCUUACUGGCAUGAGGUGGUAUCUCAAUGUGAUUUUGAUUUGCAUUUCUCUAAUGACCAGUGAUGAUGAGCAUUUUUUCAUGUUUGUUGGUCUCACAUAUGUCUUCUUUUGAAAAGUGUCUUUUCAUGGCCUUCACCCACUUUUGAAUGGGUUUGUUUUUUUUUCUUGUAAAUCUGUUUUAGUUCUCUGUAGAUUCUGCAUAUUAGCCCUUCAUCAGAUGGGUAGAUUGCAAAAUUUUUUUCCCAUUCCAUAGGUUGCCGAUUCAGUCUAAUGAUUGUUUCUUUUGCUGUACAGAAGCUCUGGAGUUUAAUUAGAUCCCAUUUCUCUAUUUCGGCUUUUGUAGCCAAUGCUUUUGGUGUUUUAAUCAUGAAAUCCUUGCCUAUGACUAUGUCCUGAAUGGUUUUGCCUAGGUUUUCUUUUAGGGUUUUUAUGAUGCUAGGUCUUAUGUUUAAGUCAUUUAUCCAUCUGGAGUUAAUUUUAGUGUAAGGUGUCAGGAAGGGGCUCAGUUUCUGUUUUCUGCACAUAAUUAUUCAGUUAUCCCAACAGCAUUUAUUAAACAGGGAAUCCUUUCCCCAUUGCUUGUUUUUGUCAAGUUUGUCAAAGAUCAGAUGGUUGUAGAUGUGUGGCAUUGCCUCUGAGGCCUCUGUUCUGUUCCACUGGUUUUUUUAAAAAUUAGCCAGGUGGAGUUGUGAAUGCCUGUAGUCCUAGUUAUUUGGAAGGCUGAGUUAGGAGGAUGGCUUAAGCCAGGAGUUCAAAGCUGCAGGGAGCUAUAAUAACACCACUGAGCAAGACUCUGUCUCAAACAAAAACAAAACAACAAACAAACAAUGUGAACAAAAAAGAAAAUUAUACUCAAAUUUACAACAAUGUACUUGUUUUAAACACAAUAUUAAUUACACUCUAGACUGUUAUAUUGAAAGAUGGUUUGCUGAAGUCUGGUUGAUCACGAUUAAGUCACUAUUUGAAAAGAUCUUUUCAAAAAUCUUGAAAAAAAUUUUUCAAGUUGAAAAAUAAAAGCCUUACACAACUAAAAUUGUAUUGAAUAAUGUUAGUUUCUAAAAGAUAAUGGUAAUGGAAUUUUACUAGAUUUCAGACCAUCAACUCUAAAUGUCAGAAUCAAAAGUCAAGCCCACACAGAAAAGGAAUAAAAAUGUAAAACCCUUCUCUUCUGCAGUUGUAAUUAACUUUCCAAUGGCCUAGUCAUUGGGCUGCUGUCCGCUCACUGCUGUCUUGCAGUUGGGUGAUGGAUUAUGGGUUCUGGCAAGUUAAACUCUAAGAAAACAUUGUCUUACUUAAAUAUGCUUAAUUGCUUCCCAAAUUUCUAUUGGAACAUCUUUAGAAUAAAUAUACUUUAAUGAUUGUUCAUAAUGCAGUAGAAAUACCGGCUACUUAAAUCUAUAUGAUGAAAAUAGCAACUCGGAGACAUUAAACCUCAUCUGACCUGUAGUCAGUUAUUGGUUUUGUUCGGUUUUGUUUUGGAAAGAAGAUUGGUAGAAUAUUGUUAGAAUAUUGUGUUGAAAACUGUAACAAGUUACCAUACUAUUGACUACAUUUAAAAAUCAUGAUAUUUUACCUGUAAAUCAUUCUCUCUAGAUUUUCUUAGAUAAUAGAUCAGUUAAUUUAAGCAUUUAUUCCUUAUAUUUAUGUUUUACUCAGAUAAUUUUAUAACUUGUCACUUCAUGUCUAUGUCAUUUUCUUUUAGAUGUUUUAAAAUUCUUAUUAUUUCUGAACAGAUGAGUAUAAAACUCUUGAGUGUAAUAAGUUUUCAACAAUAUAUACAUUUUCAUAUUUAAUUUUAAUGUAACCAAAAAUAUAUAUGCUAUGAUUAAUUCUAUUUCAUGUUACUUUGGGCUUGGUUUUUUGUUUUCUUAUAACUGAUUUUGCCCCAAACUCUAUGGCAAUUGUCUAAAUUUCAGGUUCAGACACAAACAAGUAGGGAAUUGAUUUUACAUUCUUGAGGAAAUGUCUCCUGCAGUUUGCUGAACUGCUCCAGUCUGGACAGACCAGUUGCUUACUCUGCCUGUGCUGAGCCCUCAUUGUGGUGUUUCCUUCUACUAUCAACUGGGGAUGCCCUUCAUCUCCCCUGAAGAGCUAGAGUCCUGAGCCCCAUAUCCCAUAUCAAGCCCAUUCUCUUUGCUUUCCUUGCUCCACCUUCUUCUAAAUAUAAGAUAAUUUGAAUUACACAUCUCCCAAAUGAUGUUAUUGUUUACUUUUGUCUAACAUUAUAGCUUUAUUAUACUUUAAACUAAAAAUAUUCCUUGGUAAUUAAUUGUUCUUUUUGUUCUGGCCGUACUGGGCACUCUGGAGUUUUGCUAAUAGGAAGGAUGUAUUUGAGUUCCUCAGUCAUCAGAAAUCUCUCUUAUAGGUACGUACACAAGGUUUCAUUAAAUUAUAUUAUCUGCCUGCUCCUGGCAGAUACUGGCAUUUAAGCUGGUAACUCCUAUUAUGUAACAUUAGCUACAAUUUCUUAAGUUAAAAAUGCUGUUAUUAAAUACCUUAUUAUUGAUUUGUAAUUAUUUUAAGCUUAGUAGGUAGUCCUUAUUCAUAUUAGCAAAUAAGAAAUUCAUAUGUAGGGCCAGGCAGGGUGGCUCCUGCCUGUUAUCCCAACACUUUGGAAGGCUGAGGCGGGUGGAUCAACUGAGGUCAGGAGUUUGAGAUAAGCCUGACCAACAUGGAGAAACUCCAUCUCUACUCAAAAUACAAAAUUAGCCAGGUAUGGUGGCACAUGCCUGUAAUCCCAGCUACAUGGGAGGCCGAGAGGCAGGAGAAUCACUUGAAGCCAGGAGGCAGAGGUUGCAGUGAGCCAAGAUGGCACCACUGCACUCCAGCCUGGUCAAUAAGAGUAAAAGUCUGUCUCCUUGCAGCCAAAAAAAAAGAAAGAAAGAAAAAAGGAGGAAAGAAAGAAAGAAAGAAAGAAAGAAAGAAAGAAAGAAAGAAAGAAAGAAAGAAAGAAAGAAAUUCACAUGAUUAAAAAAAAUCUUUUCAGGUGAUUAUGUUCUUGAGCUGAAUAUAAGUGUUCAGAAUUUUUUUUCUUCACAUUCAUUCAAUAUUUUUCAGUAAAUCAUAUUCUAGAUUUAUUUAAUGCCUUUCAUAUAUUAGAAAUUUGUUAUGCACACAUUCAUUUAAUAGUCAAUUAUGACAUAAUCUAUAAUAGCAUUUUUAUGGCAGCAAAUGGAACCCAGUCAAAUAUCCACUUCUUAUAUAUUUACUUGUAUUAAGAAUUCUAAUUAUCAGAGCAUGUCACAUUUAUAGUCACUUUAUAAUUUAACUUUUUAAGAAUGUUUUAGUUGUAUGACAUGGUAGUUUCAAACUUUUUUUUAUAAAAAAAAAUUAGUGCCUUUUUCUACUAAAUAUAGGACUAUUAUACUGAUAAAAGUAAUGAUUUUAAUCAAAACUAAUCUUAAUGCUUCACAUUUUGAUUUAUUUUCUUCAGGAUGCUAUGUCAAAGAAAAACUCUAUGGAUAGGGUCUUAUGUAAGUAAAUAAUUGAUUUAUUAAUUUCAUAAAUUCUUUUUAAAUACUAGCAGUAUGCAAAGUCAUGUAAGAAAUUUAAACAAAUACAAUACACAACCUCUUACUUUCUUGAGAUUUUUUAAUUCAAUUCAAUAAACACAAGUAACCAAAAUAUACAGUGGUAUGUGAUAAGAGCUUAGAAAUAACAUAAAAAUUAACAAAAGAUGUUUUUGGCUUCACAUUUUUAGAGGUUUUAAAAUUACAUUACAUUGUUUAAAAAUUGUUGACUGAAGAUUAUCCAGUAAAAAUCAGUCAAAGGCAUUUUUGAAUAACAUUAUGUAAGAAACCAUUUCUGGUUCAUUAAACUCAGCCAAUUUUUCUACUAAAAUUUAAUGUCACAGUUUGUAACAAGGAGUCUGACUCCAUUUUUUGAUGUUUGACUGUUGAUAGCUUUUAAGUCUCAUCCUUUAUUUUUCCCUUUGUCCCGCCCUUCUGGACACACUGGCAAGAAAACUCUGGUGUUUUCUUCUCCUUUGCUGGAGGCAAGAAAUUCAAAUCUCAUAAAUCCUCCCUACAUGAGCAAACUCACCAACUUGUACAAUAAAAACCUAAGCAAGUCUCUUUCCUGUCUCUCUCUUGCCAUUUAGGAUCUUCCUGAGACGCCUUCCUGCUCCUCCCAGAGACCUCAAUUACAUAAACGAUUAACCUUUCCAUAACCUCUUUUUUUUUGUGGGGGGCAUCGUCAGUGUCAGUGUCCAUACCCAACUGUAAAUGAAUGUUUGUCAGCCUCUACCAAGUUACUGAUGUCUAAAACGGUCAUUUUAUUAGGCUAACUGCAACUUAAUACACAGUUAAUGGAACUCUAAUAAUCAUUUAAAAGAUCAAUAUUUUGUAUUGUCUUUUUAUCUCCAUCUUCAAAAUACUUCAAAAAUAACAUCUCUUAAUAAUUUUCUUAUGAAAGAAAUGUCUCAAAAUUUUAUUGCAUUUAUUUGUUAAAUACAAUAUAUUAUUACAAAAUGCAUUUGUGAUUUUAACUCCAGGGUGAUUUACAUUUGGUUAUUGAAAGACUAGAGAGUUUCCUAAAUAGACGCAUAAAAUAACAACAUACAUUAACAUAUGUGAAGCCCAAUCAGUGUACUUAAGAAGUACACUGUACUAAUCAUUUUACAGGGCAUUGACUUCUUAAAAGUCUUUUAUUUAGUUACAAUUCGUAUAUCUAUCCUAUAUAAUAGCAAACUGAAACCUAUCUAAUAUCACAUAUUGGUAAAACAUGAAGGAAAGGUUUAAUUUCAGACAAUCUGACUCAGUAGACUUUCUUUUUGAUCAAUAUACUCUACCGGAUCAUCAUCAUUUUAUGAAAUUAAGGAUGGUGGCAUUGAGCUGGGAACUGUUUAAUCAGAUAUUUUUCUCAGAUAAUAUAAUAUUACAUUCAAUUUGCUAAGAGAGAAGAAAGAAUAAUGAAUGGUCUAAUAAGAGUUUGGAGUUUUAAAAAAUCAAAAUAUAUAACAUUUUUCUUGUAAAGAAAGGAUCUGAAAUUAUACAAACAAGUUCUUGAUAAGGAUAAUACCUGAAUCUGAUACCAUGAAAAAUCUAAUAAUACAUAGCCAAAGCUAACUCAAAACUACAACAUAUUAAAGCAAUGUCCCCUGCUGUAGUGUAAAGCAAGUGGUUUAGUACAGUACAUACAAUCAAGAUUUACUGUGUACUUAUAGAAGGCUAGAACAGUUCCUACUUCAUUACCACUCUUGAAUGGAUGAAAGUCAAAGAUAGACUAGGUGGAAAAAUGAGAAAUGUCAUUGAAACGCACAGUAUUAAAGAACAACAUAAUAAUAUCUGCCUUGUAGAAAACAUCUAAUUUGUUAACAAAUAAUUUUUAGUAAUUAUAUAAUAAAUAUUCAAAAAAAAUCACACAGUAAAGCUAAAAUGCAGACUGUUAAAAGAUUUCUGCUGAUUAUCUCUCUCAAAUGGAAGGAUUAAGCUCUGAUUGGAGAAAUUCUCACAGAAUUUUGUAUAAUAUUUUACUCUGGCAAAUCAUGUGGUAUGUCUGUAGGGUUAGAUGUAAGUCUAUUUUUCGUUGAAAGCUGAAGUGUUUAAGACUUCUGCAAAAACAAUGAUGGAUAAAUUUGUAUUCACACCUUGAAGGCAGAUAGGGAGUACUGGGACAAACAGAAAUUUGAGAUCAGGAGUGAGAUCAUAUGUCUGACAUUUCCUUAUGAUGCUUUAAAACUGUGAAAGAUCAUUUUUGAAUUAAUCUGUGGAGCAAUCAAAUGAAGAUGGGGACUAGCAGCAGUUAAGUCUAAUUCUAAGAAAAAAUAUUGAACAUCACAGCUGUUAUUAGCUACAUCCAUCAUAAAAAGAACAGUCUGGAAUUUGAGAACCACUUUCCGGGGAAAUGAGAAACUAGAUAAAUGAACAAUGAUGACACUAAUCCCAAUAUUUAUUUUUCUCUGGCCUCUGAAUAAAUGCUGUGUUUUGUUUUGUUUUGUUUAUUUGUUCUGGUUCUUUUUGUCAAUGGUAUUCAAUUAAAUAAAACGUCAGAGGUGAGCCAAGGAAGUAUUUUAGCAGUCCUUUGCUCUGCUGCACACAUAUUUUAUUCAUCCAUUUUUCCAGCAUGACUUUAAAUGUGUCAAAGUGCAAAUAUUUUCUACAGUGCUGAAGACAAGUUUUCAAUGACAGAAAGCUCCAUACAUUGCCAAGGGCAAAACUGGUAUAACAUUGUCUUAAACAGAAGCUAAUGUAUUGGUUCCCCAUCAUAUGCUGACAUCUAUAUAACAACACAUUUUGACAGUGUGGCGGAUGGUUUUUAUAUGUCAUCUAACUAUGUUUAAAAACAGAGAUCUUAAUUUUUAUGGUAACAUAAUACAUACUUUGACUCACAAUUCAGCAUUCAUUGAGAAAGAGCUAUCUGGGAAACAUCUUGUUCUAAAUAUCCCACUUAUUUUCCAUUCAUUACAAUGGUCAUAUUCUGUAUUGAUGGCAGCAUGCUAAUAUAUUGUGUAACUUGUAAAAAAUUUAGCUAAUAAAAUUAUACUUAUAUUAGCUUCAGAUUUGUUGAUGUAUUUGCUUAAUAAAAUAAGGCAUCUUAUCAAGGAAUCAUCACAUGAUGUCAUCUACUUCUUACGUGGAUAUUAUUUAUUGAAUUAUAUUAAC